Molecule: messenger RNA, 1611 nt
Organism: Peromyscus leucopus (white-footed mouse)
Lineage: Eukaryota; Metazoa; Chordata; Mammalia; Rodentia; Cricetidae
Gene: Krcc1
Product: lysine rich coiled-coil 1
Exons: 3
Coding region: 354-1124 (256 amino acids)
Source: RefSeq, a predicted model, not a curated record
ACCCCCACCCCCACCCCGCCUGCUCUGCGGCGGAGGCGGCGGCGGCGGCGGCAGCGGCGUCCCUGCCUCUCCGCCACCUCCACCGCAGCCUCUGCCCCGCCCGGCCGGCGUUGUUGGCGGGGAGGGGGACGGUAGUUGUAGACGCCCGCCCCUGCCUCGGAGAAGGUGAAUGAGAGUUGAAUAUUAGAAAAAGUAGAUGAAUUCUCUACUCCGAGAUUUAGCUCCCUGAUUGUUGUAGUCUUCACUUUGUGGAGCAUUCGUGCUGAAAUACUGAAGCAGUUAAUGGUUGAAUAUGAUCACAUUUCACCAUCAAGUUCUCAGCCUGAUAACGAGAAUCCCUUUUGGUCAACCUAAUGAAGCAUUCAAACAAGUCAUAUGACUCUUUUCAAGAUGAACUUGAAGAUUAUAUUAAAGUACAGAAAGCCAGAGGCUUAGAGCCAAAGACGUGUUUCAGAAGGAUGAGAGGGGACUAUUUGGAAAGCUGUGGGUACAGAGAAGAGUUUGAUUCCAGGCCCAGGUAUAGCAUGUUUGAUCAAAGACUCCCAUCUGGAACCAACCAUACCUACCCAAGAUCAUGCAGUAGUUCACAGACAGAAGACCGCUUGCCCCAGUGGUUACCAGCUCAUGGAAAGCUGAGAUUAGACUCUCUGAGCUACUGUCAAUUUACCAGAGACGGCUUCUCAGAAAAACCAGUCCCCUUCAACCUUAGUCAGCAAGAAUACAACUGUGGCUCAUAUAGUGUAGAAUCUGUAGUUCACAAGCAUCUCAGCUCAGGGCACAGUACCAUUGACCCUCAAGCCAGUCAUAGACAAAUGCACCAGAAGAGGAAAAGACAUCUAGAGGAGAGCAGAGAAAAGGAGGAAGAGCGGCCCAAACACGAGAGGAAAAGGAGUUCAGAGGAAAUGGAUUUAAACAAACACAGGAACAUCCAAAGAAAGAAAACAAAGGCAGAAACAGAAACUGUACAGGACGGUACAGAAAAGCUUAAGAACCGAAAAGAGAGAAAAGGCCGAGAUGUAUCCUCUAAGAAAGAGGACCGUAAGCGUAGAAAGGAGAAAAAGGAGCAAGGCGAAGAAAGGACAGAGGAGGAGAUGCUUUGGGACCAGUCUAUCCUUGGAUUUUGAAGCUCCUAAGUCAGUUCUCCUGAGGCUCAACUGAAAUAACAUCUGAGGAGCUUGGUUCUAUGCAUUCAUGUUCAUGUCACUUUCCUAUGUGGACAGAAGUUUCAACUUCUAACGAAGUGAACAUGAGGAAUUUAGUAUGCUUGCUUUCCAACAUGGAGAUUACUUUCCUAUUUUCUAAAAGCUUUAUUAAUUUUUCUUACAUAUGAUAGAAUUUCCCUUUAAGAAAAGAGUGACUCUGCUUUGAUUCACCAAAUUGCUGUGGUAGUGGAAUUAUUUUCCCUUGGGAGAUCAUUUAUUUAAAAUUGGAGGAUUAACAGACUUUGUGGAAUCUGUUUCUUGGUUGGGUUUGUUUUAGUUUUGAGUCACGUAUUUUUAUGCUCACUGGCUUUCUCUAUGAAACAAUUUAGAUAUCCUUUUGUAGAUCUAACUUGCAGUAUUUUCUGGGUUGGAAAGUGAAAUACAUUAUAAUAAUCUUAUCUUACAUAUA